Molecule: messenger RNA, 573 nt
Organism: Peronospora matthiolae
Lineage: Eukaryota; Oomycota; Peronosporomycetes; Peronosporales; Peronosporaceae
Source: the annotation of a GenBank genome assembly
AUGCUGCUGGCCCGUACCCUCCGAUCGUCUGCGCUAUCGCGUGCCGCGAGCCACCGCUUCAUUGGCGGGUUCGCAGCUGAUGUGUCAAUGCCUACCGUGUCUGAAAAAGUGGUGAACGUGGUGCUCGUGGACUAUGAGGGGAACCGCCAUAUGGUCAAGGGACGUGCUGGACAGACGCUGCGUCAGGCUUGUGAGAUGAACAGCAUUGGCUACGUCAAGGACGACUCCAUGGGCGGUGGGGGCACGUAUGACGCCCGUCGCGCCGACUUCUACACGGAGUCGCUCUUUGGUGAAGGCUCCUCGUCUCCACAGUCGCACGUCGUGGUUUCGAACGAGUGGCUUAACAAGCUACCGCCUGCUGAUGCGCGUGAGCGUCACAUCAUUGACACGUACGUCCCAGGAGAAGACCGCUCUGCAAACUCUCGUCUGGGCACGGAGAUUGUGCUGCAGAAGGAACUGGAUGGCAUGGUAGUUGCUGUGCCCGAGGCGCCGCCUGUUGAGGAGUACGAGUAUGAGCACGAGUAUGACGAGGACGAUUACGAGUCGUACGAUGAUGAGGAUCAAUGUGCGUAA